Tigriopus californicus is the source of this 1237-nucleotide messenger RNA. It is a transcript of the gene Yod1, whose product is annotated as ubiquitin thioesterase OTU1-like. Gene Ontology annotation, cellular component: nucleus; cytosol. The record is from RefSeq and is a predicted model, not a curated record. The coding region runs from base 323 to 1213 and encodes 296 amino acids. Lineage: Eukaryota; Metazoa; Arthropoda; Copepoda; Harpacticoida; Harpacticidae. The transcript has a single exon. Gene Ontology annotation, biological process: endoplasmic reticulum unfolded protein response; protein deubiquitination. Gene Ontology annotation, molecular function: protein binding; cysteine-type deubiquitinase activity.
CAUUGUCUCCGAAACACCCAACCUCUCGGUGACAACCCAAUAAGAAGAACUAAGCCAGAAAGAAAGAAAGAAAGAAAGACCAAAAAGCAGACCAGGUGUGAUCAGUGAUCACUAGAAAGAGACCUACAACCUUUCCUCGACCUUUAAAUCGAACCCUGGGUGGUUGAGCUAAAACCACACCACCGUUCCCCACCUACACCUACUGGCAUCACUCCCGGUCACCAAGAACGGGUGUGUCGGCGUCCAUGGUGUUCUGCCCGUGUUACUCCAUCGCUAGGAUCUCAUCUAAUCAAAGGUGAUUCUCGCUCGAUUGAUCGCUAUUAUGGCCAUGACCAAGUUUCAAAUUCGGGUCAAGACCCCGGGAGGACCUAAGGUGUUGUCGGACCUCUCGGCACAGAGCACCAUCCAGGAUCUCCUGCUGGCCAGCGAUAUCCCGGUGCGGUCUGGGUCCGAACUGAGUGGCGUGCGACUCCUGCACGGGUUUCCGCCCAAAUCUUUGAGCAUGGAUCGCUUGGAGCAAACGCUCCAAAGCCUGUCCAUCCGGCAUGGGGACUCGCUCAUCGUGGAGUAUCAGGCCGUGCCCGGUAAUGAUGACCCUUUGUUAGAAUAUGAGGGCGUGUUACUGCGGCAAGUGGUGCCGGCCAAUAACUCGUGUCUCUUUACUUCCAUCAAUUUCUGCCUGAGUGGUCAACUGGACUUGAGCAAAGCCGACUUCAUGCGCGAGGUCAUUUCCGCCGCCGUGUCCGGUGACCCCAAUAAGUACACCAGCGCCAUCUUGGGCAAGGACAAUGCGGACUAUUGUCGUUGGAUCCGGGAUGCGGAUUCGUGGGGUGGUGCAAUCGAAGCUCAAAUAUUGGCCGAGUACUUUGGCGUGGUCAUCACCGUGGUCGAUAUUCAGUCGGAUUUUCAGACCCAUUUUGGGGAAGCCAUUGGGUCCUCACAACGGAUGGUUUUGAUCUACGAUGGGAUUCACUACGAUCCGUUGUAUCGAGAUGUGGGCGGUGGUGAUAAGCAGACUUUAUUCAGCCUGUCCGAUUCGAAAGCCUUGAAAGAAGCCACGGUCUUGGCCGCCGUGGCCAAAACUGCUCGGCAAUUCACGGAUGUGGCCAAUUUUACAUUAAGAUGUUUGGUAUGCCAAACCCGCUUGAAAGGACAGACCGAUGCUCAAAGUCAUGCCAAGGAAACCGGACACACCAACUUUGGCGAAGUUUAGCUGGAAUAAAGAAAUCAAACUAGA